GGGAAGAACACAAUUAUAAAAACAUAGUACAAACAUAAGAAUAGAGAAUAUAUAUAAAUAUAAUGUGAUCGUCCGUGGCUGAUACCAGAGCAUCGAGAAACGUGCAUAAAGAGGUGGAACUUUAUUACAAAGCAAAGCGGAAUUGAAUCAACACACGCAGACGCAACUCUCUCGUGUUAAUCUCAUCAAUCGUCGAAAACCUUAGCUAAAUCUACAAACCAAAGAAGAGAGAGAGAGAGAGAGAGAGAAAAUGUACGUGGAUCACGCAUUCUCGAUUUCAGAUGAGGACAUAAUGAUGGACACACCGUACACCGUCAGCAACAAGCCACCCACCAAGGAGAUCGCCCUCGCCGUCGCUCUCCUCGUCUUCGGAACCCUAGGCAUCAUCAUCGGUUCCCUCAUGGCCUACAAUCACGUCGGCGGCGACACCGCUCACGGCCUCUUCUUUGCGAUUCUGGGAACAGUCUUGUUCAUACCGGGUUUCUACUAUACGCGAUUUGCAUAUAAUGCUUACAGGGGAUACAAAGAUUUCUCUUUCUCUAACAUACCUCCCAUAUAGCUAACUUACCUCUCUCUCUCUCUCUUUUCUUUUUAUUUUGUCUCACUAAUGUAUAUUUAUAUUGCUUGCAUUGCUCUAAACAAGAUUCUUUAUUACUGCUGAGAUUUUGUUUUACUCAAUCGAUCUUCCUUCGUGCUCUGAAAUUUCCAUUACUGGAUUCUCAUAGUUGAAUGUUUCCAUGCAUAUUGAGUCUCUGUUGAGCGUGCAGAAGAUCCCCUUGUAAUUGUUGAUUAUGCAAAUUUUGGUGAGUUAAGAAAGUUGCAUCAGUUGAUUUAAAACUACAAGGAGUUUUCUGCACGACCAAUUUAGUUGGAGGCAGGUUAUUGUAUUUCAAGUUUUCAACACUAACAAGAAGUUGUGGGGAUUGCAUCCCAACCUUCCCCUCUCUGCACAUGGGAACUACGGGCAUCAAAAGAUUCAAAAUUACUUCAACUUGUGUCUCACUUGUAGGAGCAUGAAGUUUUAAAUUGAGUCUAAUAACAGUCAUGAUUUUAAAUUGUGAGAAAUUGCAGUUGAUGCAGCUGCAAUUGUGUUGUGAUGACGGGCGAGUAAAGAAAACCGUUUUGCAAUUGCGAUUGUAGACUCCAAUUUAAAACCAUGAUAACAGGUAAUUGCAUCUUUUCCCGUUUGAUAAAUGAUAAGAGGGUAUGAUUGGAACCUGCAUAUGCCUCCUGUUUACAUAUGUACAUGCACUGUCACUUACAUUCCAGAUGCAGUCACAAUUUCAUCAUGAUCUUUGAUGUUAUGAGAAACUUUCUGUAAUUGCGAUUUGCGAAGAAUCCAAAAACCUUGAUGUUGUGAUUAAAAUUGCAGUCAGACCAUUUUUUAGAACUUUGUGAAAGGAUUUGAUUUAAUUACUGUGUGGAAUGUUUAACAGUUUGACUGCAGAUAGCGACAACCAAUGUAUGGGAUCUUCAGAUUCUUUCUGAAGAUUUGUUAUGGGGAUUCCCUUUGGGCAUGUUUAAUGUUAUUAUUCCUUUUUUAGUUUGCUUGAUUUUAGAUUUAUAUGCUCAGGCAUGGAAACAAUGGCAUUAGUUUUUCCUAUUGAUCUGCCUUCUGCAUCUUGGAUUAUUCUUUUGAAUACUAUUCAUGAGAUAGUACUAAAUUCUCUUGACAA
Cajanus cajan (pigeon pea) is the source of this 1676-nucleotide messenger RNA. RefSeq lists its product as uncharacterized. Lineage: Eukaryota; Viridiplantae; Streptophyta; Magnoliopsida; Fabales; Fabaceae. The record is from RefSeq and is a predicted model, not a curated record. Gene Ontology annotation, cellular component: endomembrane system.